AACACUUGUGCGCUCUCUCUAUCUUCGACCGCCACAUUUCUCACUCUGUCUCUUUCCCUCAAUUAAGUCCACCGGAGCUAUGAAGGUCCGAGCCUGGCUAGCCUCCUGUUCCAUGGCCACCGCAACCAUGGACUCAACCCUGAAAAAUCCGCCACAAUCGUCUCCAAAACAUCUAGCUUCCGAUACGAGCAGUGCUUCCGAUAAUUACUCCACUACUGACACCAGCAGCAGUAGCCUCCAAAGCAAUUUCUCUCUUCAAACUUUCCCAUCCCUUCCUUCCCUCCAAAAAUUCUCUCAAGAUGAAAUCCAGUUCCUCUCCGUCUCUCACGCUUGUGUUUCCACUCUGAAAACCUGUGAAAAGUUACCAAUCACCUGCCUCGCUGUCCACGAGGACCUUCUGUACGCCGCCUCUGCCCACGAAAUCAAUGUCUACGAUCGAUCAACACUGACGCAUCUCAAUGUAUUUAACGGCCAGGAAUCCUCGACCGGCUACGUCAAGGCCGUCACGGUCAAUUGUGACGGGAAACUCUUCACUGCUCAUCAGGAUUGUAAGAUCCGCGUCUGGCGUGUAAAUGAGGCAAAGCGAUAUAAGCUGUUAGAUACUCUCCCCACAAUUAACGACCGUUUACGCCGUUGUUUACUUCCGAAGAAUUACGUUAACGUCCGCCGUCACAAGAAGCGGUUAUGGAUAGAGCACGGAGACGCCGUUACUGGCCUUGCCGUUAGAAACGGUUUGAUAUAUUCGGUGUCCUGGGAUAAGUGCUUGAAAAUAUGGAGAGCCUCUGAUCUUCGCUGCUUAGAGUCAGUCAAAGCUCAUGAAGACGCCGUCAACGCCGUCGUUGUCUCCGUUGACGGAACCGUUUACACGGGGUCAGCAGACCGAAAAAUCCGGGUCUGGGCGAAACCGUUCAACCAGAAGCGACACAUGCUUAUGGCGACUCUAGAGAAACACAAAUCGGCUGUGAACGCCUUGGCUCUAAACGAAGACGGUUCGGUGUUGUUUUCUGGGGCGUGUGACCGUUCAAUCUUGGUGUGGGGUAGAGAGGAUAGCGCCAAUUACAUGGCGGUGACAGGUGCGUUGAGAGGGCACGAGAAGGCCAUAUUGAGCUUGAUCAACGUCUCUGGUUUGUUGUUCAGUGGGUCUGCUGAUCGGACGGUGCGAAUUUGGCGGAGAGGACACGAUGCACGAUAUUGUUGCUUGUCCGUUAUGGAGGGACACCAAAAGCCGGUGAAGUCGUUGGCGGCAGUUUGGGAAGAUGAAUCAAACGACGUCGUUUCAGUCUUUAGUGGAAGUCUUGAUGGAGAAAUCAAUGUGUGGAAGGUCUCGGCUUCGAAACCAAACAGCCCCCAAUAUUAAACUCGUAAAUUAUAAUAUUGUUGGUGUGUUUUCUUUUUUUUUUUUAAUGAAUUUUAAUUUUUACUCCUACAAAAUUUAAUAUUUGUUAGUUAUUUGUUUUGUUUUUUAAAAGUUAACUCUGUGAUUGUAUUAUUAGUUAUUGCAGAAUAACAUAUUCAAAAAAAACUUUGUUUUUGGGUGAAA
Messenger RNA from Tripterygium wilfordii, 1540 nucleotides. Its product is annotated as protein JINGUBANG. The transcript has a single exon. The coding region runs from base 80 to 1357 and encodes 425 amino acids. NCBI's taxonomy places the organism in Eukaryota, Viridiplantae, Streptophyta, Magnoliopsida, Celastrales, Celastraceae. The record is from RefSeq and is a predicted model, not a curated record. Gene Ontology annotation, molecular function: protein binding.